GCGGCGGCGGGUAGGGGGCUGGGUGGCGCGGGAGAGGGCGGCAGAAGGAGGGUGUUCGAAGAGAGUUACCGCCAGAGAGCGUGGCAGGAGCUCGCGGUCUCCUUGGAGACAUGCUGACCAAUGGCAGCAGCGGAAGCUGUUUAUGGGGGCGGAGCGUCGCCAUGGCAGCAGGAGAAGCCUUCUGAACGGCUACUUAUUGCUGGUCCCCGGGCCGCUGGCGUUCAGAGAGGCGCCGUCGAGCUGGGGGGCGACGAGGAUUGCUGGCAGUGCUCUCGAGGUGGAGACAGAGAGUCGCGGGGGGUGGGAGGGACGUCUUCCAGAACCUUUCUUUAUCCGGGCUUCGCUCUGAGCCAGGUAUCACAUUCGUAUUCGGAGGAGGCGACCCCCCGGGUCGCGGGAUGGAAGCGCGCUUCCAGGAGGCCUUGUAACUGGAGCCGCGGGAGUUAGCGGGCCGGAGAGCGCGGCGGGCCACCGUCGGCUCAGCUAGUGGAUGCUGACCGCCCCCUCGGAGAGUCCCCGGAGAUAUGGCGGAGAGCUGGCUACGCCUCUCGGGAGCUGGGGCGACGGAGGAGGCCGGGCAGGAGGGCGGCCUGGAGGAACCCGACACCCUGGAUGACAGCCUGACUAGCCUGCAGUGGCUACAGGAAUUCUCCAUUCUCAACGCCAAGGCCCCCGCCCUGCCCUCGGGGGGCACCGACCCCCACGGCUACCACCAGGUGCCAGGCUCCGCAGCGCCAGGGUCUCCCCUGGCGGCCGACCCAGCCUGCCUGGGGCAGCCGCACACUCCCGGCAAGCCCACGUCGUCUUGCACGUCGCGGAGCGCGCCCCCGGGGCUGCAGGCCCCGCCUCCCGACGACGUGGACUACGCUACCAACCCGCACGUGAAGCCGCCCUACUCGUAUGCCACGCUCAUCUGCAUGGCCAUGCAAGCCAGCAAGGCCACCAAGAUCACCUUGUCGGCCAUCUACAAGUGGAUCACGGACAACUUCUGCUACUUCCGCCACGCUGAUCCCACCUGGCAGAAUUCCAUCCGCCACAACCUGUCCCUGAACAAGUGCUUCAUCAAAGUGCCUCGGGAGAAGGAUGAGCCGGGCAAGGGGGGCUUCUGGCGCAUCGACCCCCAGUACGCUGAGCGGCUGCUGAGCGGGGCCUUCAAGAAGCGGCGGCUGCCCCCAGUCCACAUCCACCCAGCCUUCGCCCGCCAGGCCGCACAGGAGCCCAGCGCUGUCCCGUGGGCCAGGCCGCUGACCGUGAACACCGAGGCCCAGCAGCUGCUGCGGGAGUUCGAGGAGGCCACCGGGGAGGCGGGCUGGGGCGCGGGUGAGGGCAGGCUUGGGCAUAAGCGCAAACAGCCACUGCCCAAGCGGGUGGCCAAGGUCCCGCGGCCCUCCAGCACCCUGCUGCUGACCCAGGAGGAGCAGGGCGAGCUGGAACCCCUCAAGGGCAACUUUGACUGGGAGGCCAUCUUCGACGCCGGCACUCUGGGCGGGGAGCUGGGCGCGCUGGAGGCCCUGGAGCUGAGCCCGCCGCUGAGCCCCGCCUCGCACGGGGACGUGGACCUCACCGUCCACGGCCGCCACAUCGACUGCCCUGCUACCUGGGGGCCUCCGGUGGAGCAGGCUGCCGACAGCCUGGACUUUGACGAGACCUUCCUGGCCACGUCCUUCCUGCAACACCCCUGGGACGAGAGCAGCAGUGGCUGCCUGCCCCCGGAACCCCUCUUUGAGGCCGGGGACGCCACCCUGGCCGCUGACCUCCACGACUGGGCCAGCGUGGGCGCCUUCUUGUAAGAAGCCCGCCCCCACCUCCAGACAGUGCCCAAGUCAGGGCCCAGACUGCCCCCCAACACAGACCCACAGACACCCUACCGCCCAGGCAGGGGCUGGGCAGGUCUCCCAAGGCUGGCCCCACGAGGCCAUAUGGCCCCCCCACCCAGGCGGUCCUCAUAUUCCAGCCCAGGAGGCUGAGAACUGGGGCCCAGGACCCGAAUUGCUGCCUCCCCUCCCCAGCCCCUCAUAUACACAGUGUUUCAUUGGCCCACUUCUUCCCUGUCCCGGGGACACGCUAAAUGCCCUGCACUGGGAGAGCUGCGGCCUGGGGGCGGUAGGGGGUGCCUGGCCAAGCGGGGAGCAACAGUACAGGACCGGCCCCAGAGCCUCUUAGCUUUGAUGCUUCUCGCUCUCCUGCUCUCCUCCCCAGGUCUCUAUCCAGAGAAAGUUCCCAGGUACAACAAAUGCUAAUUAGGUGACUGCAAAUUAACCCCCUGGAGGCCUCUCCCGGCAAAGCCUCCCUGGGGCUGGAGCCGGCAGUACGUAGGGUGGAGCCAGGGGGAAGGGGGCAGAGAGAGAAGACAGAAAUGAGGUGGUGUGCUGGGGCAAGGAGAGUUUCUAAGGCCUCUGGGAUUUCCUGGCCCCCAUCCCUCAAGGUGGGGCAGAGGGUAUAAAGCCCUAAUCUUUGAGCCUGACUUGAGGCUGAGAGCAGCAGGGAGUUGGGGUUCUGGGGGGUUGGGGGCAGGGCAGCCAAGCUGCAGAGGGGAGGGGAACAGACUAAUGUAGUGAGUGUAGCUAGAACUGAGGCUUAACCAGGAGGGACACCAGGCUCGCUAGAACCACUGGGACCAGGAAGGGGGGAUCGCCCUGGGCCCCCGCCUGCACUUGUGUGGGGGAGUGUCUUGCUCUACCAGAAGCCCCCUGGGCUGCGUCCCACAUCCACCCUCCUGCCUCAUGGGGCGAUUUAACCUUUUUCAUGGAAAGUUAUUUACAAUAAAAUUUUUUUUAAAUUUGGAACUGAAAAA
Molecule: messenger RNA, 2794 nt
Organism: Camelus dromedarius (Arabian camel)
Lineage: Eukaryota; Metazoa; Chordata; Mammalia; Artiodactyla; Camelidae
Gene: FOXJ1
Product: forkhead box J1
Exons: 3
Coding region: 525-1790 (421 amino acids)
Biological process (GO): regulation of transcription by RNA polymerase II
Cellular component (GO): nucleus
Molecular function (GO): DNA-binding transcription factor activity, RNA polymerase II-specific; RNA polymerase II cis-regulatory region sequence-specific DNA binding
Source: RefSeq, a predicted model, not a curated record